CAAACUGCCCACCCACCAAAACUGAAACCCCAAAACUCCUCAAAAGUCAAGCAUGUUCACUCACUCCGCGACAUUGCCAAACGCUGCCCAGCAGGUUUCGAAGACCACCACACGGCGUCGUUUCGGCUCCCUCCUCCUCCACUUCUCAGUUCUCAGCUCCGCCGGUCGCCGGCUGCGGCUCGGAUCUGAGUAACAGUUUCCUUAGCUUAGUCCUCGUUGGUAUGCGGUGGUUGAACGAUGGCCGGCGCCGAUUCUAGUAAGAAGAGCCGGCCGGGCCCGUGGCCGCCCGCUCCGGCGGCAAUGCCGGCUUCUUCCUGGGCGAAGCGAACCGGAUUCCGCCCCAAGUUGUCCGGGGAGACCAAUGCCAGUAACUCCGGACAAAUUGAGCUCCGGCCGCAAGAUCAGCCCCCGGCCAGGCCCAGGGCCAGGGACGGGGAGGCGAAUCUGGAUCUUGAAGCGGGGAGGGUUAGGUCUGGGAAUGAUAGGGUUAACGGGGAGCAGCAGGCGGAGAGGGAUCGACCGGCGAGAAAGAGGAGGGAAUCCGACGGGGGCGGAGUGGCGCCGAAGAGUGUGGGAACCAAUGAACAGGUGGUGGCUGCCGCUGCGACGGCGGAGCCUGCGAGUAAGGCUGGUGGCGGGCACCAGCGGCAGCCCAGUCGAAGAACAUUGAGGAGCGAAGAGGCCGUUGAUAUGCUUCCGCAAUCCGUGGAGGAUGAUGGUUUCCAGAGGCAUUCGCAUUUGAAGUACGAGCUUAGAGAUUCCCCUGGUUUUGUUCCUAUUGGGUUCUAUGGCUUGCAGCAUUAUCUCUCAAUAUUGGGUUCAUUGGUACUAAUUCCACUUGUGAUCGUUCCGGCAAUGGGUGGCACCUAUGAGGAUACAUCAAAUGUUGUCUCCACUGUGCUUUUUGUGUCCGGAGUUUCGACACUUUUGCACACAUUUUUUGGCUCAAGGCUGCCACUUAUACAAGGUCCUUCAUUUGUUUAUCUUGCACCUGCACUUGCAAUAAUCAACUCCCCAGAGUUCUUAAGAUUGAAUGGAAAUAGUUUUACGCAUAUCAUGAAAGAGUUACAGGGAGCCAUAAUAAUUGCUUCAUCGUUUCAAGCAAUACUGGGGUACAGUGGGCUUAUGAAGAUAUUUUUGAAGUGGAUUAAUCCAGUCGUUGUUGCUCCUACUAUUGCUUCUAUCGGACUGUCUUUUUACAGUUAUGGCGUCCCCCGAGUUGGUGCCUGUCUUGAAAUUGGUGCUGUGCAGAUCUUACUAGUCAUUAUUUUUUCUCUUUAUCUUCGAAAGGUUGCUAUUUUGGGCCACCGUGCAUUCUUAAUUUAUGCAGUUCCAUUGAGUCUAGCUAUAACGUGGAUUGUAGCUUAUUUCCUAACUGAAGUGGGAACCUAUAACUACGAAGGAUGUGAUGUGAACGUACCAGCUUCGAAUAUAAUAUCUGCUCACUGCAGAAAACAUGUUUCUAGGAUGAAGAGCUGCCGGGUUGAUACGUCCCAUGCAUUAAGAGCUUCUCCGUGGUUUAGAUUUCCAUAUCCUUUACAAUGGGGACUGCCCAUCUUCCGUUGGAAAAUGGGUCUUGUAAUGUGUGUGGUCACCAUAAUCUCUUCAGUUGAUUCGGUCGGUUCAUAUCAUGCAUCAUCAUUGUUGGUGGCAUCUAGACCACCCACACCUGGUGUUUUGAGUCGAGGGAUUGGUCUUGAAGGCCUGACUAGCCUCUUGGCUGGUCUGUGGGGUACAGGAACUGGGUCUACGACUUUGACUGAGAAUGUGCACACCAUUGCUGUCACUAAGAUGGGAAGCCGCACAACAGUUUCACUUGGAGCAGUUGCUCUGAUCAUUUUAUCCCUUGUGGGCAAAGUUGGUGGGUUUAUUGCUUCAAUUCCUGAAGUCAUAGUUGCAGCUCUGUUGUGCUUUAUGUGGGCGAUGCUCACGGCAUUGGGCUUGUCAAACUUAAGCUACAGCGAGGCAGGGAGUUCAAGAAACAUAAUUAUUGUCGGAUUAUCAUUGUUUUUUGCCCUCUCAAUACCAGCCUACUUCCAAGACUAUGGCAUCUCCCCAAACAGCAAUUUGUCUGUUCCUAGUUAUUUUCAGCCUUAUGUUGUUGCUUCCCAUGGUCCCAUCCACACCAAAUAUGGAGGGCUAAACUAUAUCUUGAACACAUUGUUUUCAUUGCACAUGGUGAUUGCUUUUCUAGUGGCGGUGAUCCUUGACAAUACCGUGCCGGGCAGCAGCCAGGAAAGAGGGGUGUACACAUGGUCUGAGCCUGAGGCUGCUACAAGGGAACCUGCCAUUGCUAAAGACUACGGAUUGCCUUUUCGAGUAGGGAAAUUAUUCAGAUGGGUAAAAUGGGUCGGGCUUUAGCACGCCGGUCACCCAAUCACCCGCAACACACUGUUUUCACCCAAUGCCCAUUUAUGGUGUGAGUGUAGGCUGCAGGGCUUAUAGAGGGGUAAGGUCAUAUAUUGGAGGUGCUGUAUUGAUUAUUGAAUACUAAAUAUGUAUUGGGUAAUGCUGUAUGUAUUCUUUUUAGAGUAGAAUUAUGUGUAAGACUCAUGCUGUAAGUCUGUAACUGCUCUGCUGCACAGUUGUUUUGUUUAACUAAAGUUUUCAAUGAAAUAUAUGCCAAUGA
Messenger RNA from Cuscuta campestris, 2629 nucleotides. NCBI's taxonomy places the organism in Eukaryota, Viridiplantae, Streptophyta, Magnoliopsida, Solanales, Convolvulaceae. The record is from the annotation of a GenBank genome assembly.